CAUUGAUGUAUCAAUUUCUAAAAUUCUAUUUAUCUUUUUUCCUAAAGAAAUUAACUUUACCUCUAUAGACAACGGGAGCUAGCCAUGUUAUUGCUGUUAGGCUAAUUUUUGAAGUUUCAUUGGACAUUGGGAAUAUAAUAAAGACAUAUAACAUUUACUGUCGGGUCCAUUUUUUGGUAAAAUUAAUAUUAGAGGAAAAUAUUUUGAUACACAUGUAAACAAAUAUACUUAUGUGACAUUUGAUUUUCUUGAUUGUUUUACUGGCUGAAACGAAUCUGUUCGUUUACACAAUAGAUGAGUACUUCAACGGUUGAAGUUAGUGGUGAAAAAGUGAAAGCAAUGUGGGAUAAGAGAUUGACAGAAAUAUUUUGUGAUAUUUGUAUUAAAGAGAUAUUGAAAAGUAAUAGGCCUGGUACUCAUUUCACAAAAGAUGGAUGGUUGAAAAUAAUGACCAACUUUGAGAAAGAAGCGAGCAAGGGUUUUUCACAAAGACAACUUAAAAAUAGGUGGGAUGCCCUAAAAAAAGAAUGGAAAGCUUGGAAGAAACUUAAAGGUGAAGAUACUGGUCUAGGGUGGAAUCCUAUAAAAAUAACCGUUGAUGCAUCUGAUGAUUGGUGGGAGAGUAGGCUACAGGUUGUACCUGAAGCUCAAAAAUUUAGAACAUCGGGCACUGAUCUCGAAUUCGAAGGGAAGUUGGACCAAAUGUUCAUGGGGAUAGUUGCAACAAGUGAUAAAGCAUGGACACCUUCUUCUGGUACACUCCGAAGUAAUUUUUUUGAGGAUGUUAACAACGAAAUACCUGAAGAGAAUGAAGAAGAAAAUAUGAGAAAUGAUGUUCACAUUUCAAAUGAUGUUCACAUUUCAAAUGAUGUUCAAAUUGAUGGAUAUCAAGUUCACAUUUUAAAACUGGAAGAAAGAAAUCCUCAAAGCAAAUUGGAGGGGUUGCAAGAUUGUCCAGUCAAAUAGAAAAAUUAUGCAAUGCAGCUGACAAUAUAAGUCAAGCCACAUCUAGUUUGACUCCUGUUAUGGAUCCAUAUGGUAUUCCACAAGCAGUCAAAGUGCUUGACAGCAUGUCGGAAGAAGUUCCAGAAGCUAGUUCGCUAUACUUUUUCGCACUUAAAUAAGGACA
Molecule: messenger RNA, 1129 nt
Organism: Gossypium raimondii (Peruvian cotton)
Lineage: Eukaryota; Viridiplantae; Streptophyta; Magnoliopsida; Malvales; Malvaceae
Product: L10-interacting MYB domain-containing protein
Exons: 2
Coding region: 295-966 (223 amino acids)
Source: RefSeq, a predicted model, not a curated record